AUGUUAGCAAAUUAAGAAUUUAGUUGCAGAAUUCCACAUCACAAAGUUAUCAAUAAAAAGAUAGUUUAUGUAGUCAUCUUUGUAUCUCAUUCAUAUUGUUCAGCUAAAGUUUAGCAUCUCAGAUAUUCAGAUGCUGAAAAGCUACAUAAUAAAAUUGAUAAGUAAUUAUAACAAUUACGAUAAACUGUCAACUUACCAUCCUUUCCUGGAAAGAAAUUGUUUGGUAGUCACAAUGAUUCUGAAUCUGGCAUCUUAAGACGUGUAAUAGAUGAUAAUUUCAUUAUUAGAGAUCUGAUCUUUAAGAUUAUUUCAAUUAACUACUUAAGAUUGAAAAACUUUAUUCUCUCUCUUGCUUAAAAUAAUUAUUACCUGAUAUCAAUGAUGACAAAAGUGAUCUUGUUUAAUAUUUAGAAGAAAGGUACAUAACAUAUCUAAUUCAUAGACCACUACAAUAAUAUAAUUUCAUUAUUGAUUCAUAUUAAUAAUUGGAUAUGUUUGUAUUGUACUUUGUUUAAGUCAUUGAUAAUUUUAACAAAUCCAAAUGGAGAUUUAAAACUAGAUAUUCAGAUCUAAGAGAUAUUCAUUAAGCACUAAAAGAAUAAACUAAAAUUACAUUACCUGAAUUUCCAAAAAGAAAAAUAUUUGGUAUCACCAAUGACGAUCCUUAAGAAAUUGAAACUAGAAAGUGUAAUUUAGAAACUUAUUUAAAUUCACUCUAUGCGUAUUUAUUAAAUGUUUAAAUAGAGUCAUCCAGAAUUAAAUAAUUCAGAGAUUUUAGAUUAUUUUAUUCAAAAUAGUAGACGAGAAUCCAAAAAACUAUAAAAAUAUGAUGAAUAGAAGAUCUUACUAAAGAUGGUAAAAUUCAUCAUUAAUUUCUUAAGAAACUUAAGUAGAAAUAGUAGAAAGAGAAAUAAAUAGAAUAGUUAUAACAAAAACUAUUGCAGAAUAAUGAGAAUUCUAAAAAUGAAAUAAAUACUAAUGAUAAAUCUAGAAAUAACUCUAUUAAAAGAUUACCAAGAAAAGGUCUUUUCACAAUAAAGGAAUAAUUAGAUAAAUAUGAAGAUGAUAAUACAACACUUAUUAGAUACAGUUCAAUACCAUCUAAUCCAUUGAAUUAAAUAGGUCAAAUGCUUAUCAGUAAAGAAUCAGACUAAGACUAUGAGAAAGCCAAUUCUGAACCUGAAACUAAUAAUCAGGAUAUGGAAUAUGAAUAGUUAGAUGAGAAUGUAGAAAUUCAAAAUCAAGUAUAAUAAAAGAUUCAAGAAUGA
Messenger RNA from Paramecium pentaurelia, 1268 nucleotides. Lineage: Eukaryota; Ciliophora; Oligohymenophorea; Peniculida; Parameciidae. The record is from the annotation of a GenBank genome assembly.